CAGUUUUAUAGCAUAGAAGAGCCAGACCGAAUUUUUGGGCCCUGAUGUUAUAAGACGGCUUUUAUACACAGUUAUGCACUGUUGAGGAUACGUACGCAUGCACAUUGGGUUGUAUCACUUUAAUCGUCGGAUACGCAUAUAAAUAUACUUAGAUCCAAAGACCUACUUGCUUUUAAUAAAACCUAUCAAAAUGAGGACGCGAAAUAGAUCAGCAGCGAACGACAAAAGUGAACCCGUGGCUGCGCCUGAAAAGGUUGAGGAAACCACCGAGGUUGUGAACGAUGCAGUUGUAGAGGAAGCACCUGUAGAGACCUCUGCCACUGCAGAGGAAAUACCUGCUGCAGCUGAAGCCAGUGAGCAGACUGCGCAAAAUACCACAGAUAAGGGUGACGCAGAAACAGCCCAGGCUGACGCUACCACCGAAACAACUGCAGCUGAGUCAGAGAUAAAAGAGGAAGAAAGCGCAGAAAGCGCGACUCUGAAACGCACACGCGAUGACACGGAAGAGGCGGCAUCUACUGAUGAACCCGAGGGCGGCAAGAAAGUAUUGAAGACCAACACGGAGGAAGCUGUGCCCAUUACCACAGCUGCUACCACCACAACCGCUACCAUCACAACCGCUACCACAGCAACAGACAAGGAUCAGAAUUACCUUGGUGUUACGGCGGUAUUAAACAGAAUAUAUGCCACUGGCAAACUCAAGCCUGGAGAUGUAGAGCAGGGCGCAAUCGAUUCACUCAAAGACUUCCCAGAGGCUACGGCUGUAGAAAUUAUGGAGAAGUACUCCUUAGCAGACUUUGAAUCUGUCAGGAACAAAACCGGCUUUUUAAUUGGCAUCAUCAAAAGAUACCGCAAUAACCUACACACUGCACCUCCACAAUUCGGUGGUUACGGAGGAGGCCCUGCUGGUCCUGGCUAUGGAGCACCAACCAUGCGCAACACACUGGCGCCCAGUACACAGUCCAUGCUCAACCAACUAUACUCGUCGAGGAUUACAAGUGAAGUAGAGUUGGGUGACAAGUGCCUUAUGCAAUUAAAGAGCUACAGUGAGGAUACCGCCAAUCAAAUUCUACAAAAGUUUAAGGAAGCCGACAUGAAAGAUAUCCGCAGUAAAUCGGGUUUCUUACAUGGAAUCAUGCGAAGAUUCCCCAUGGAAGGAGGAUUCCAGGGAGGACCAGCAGUUGCCAAUCCUCUACAGACACAGACUGCCUUCCAACUACUGCCCUGGAGUGUGCAGAUGCGAAUCAGUCCCCUAUAUCAAACCGGCGUGCUUUUACAAAAUGACAUCGAAGCGCGCGUGUACGAAUCUCUUGCACAGUUCCCAGAACCAGUUGCUCUCGAUAUCGCUUCCAAGUUUUGUGAGAGCGAUCUGCCCCGGGUAAACAACAAGUCUGGAUGGUUAAUUGGUAUUAUGAAGCGUUUCCGUCAGACUGCACCCCAGGGCGAUGGUUACCAUAACGGUGGCUAUGGAGGCCAUGGAGGGUCAGGGGGUGGCUACGGAAAUAGCAACCAGUAUGCACAAGGCCCGCCUCAACAGAGUGUUUACCAGAGCUAUGGCCAAGGAGGUAGCAAUGACUAUCAACAAGGUGGCUACGGCGGCAAUAGUAACUACCAAGGUGGACAGGGAUAUAGCCAAGGAAACAAUUAUUAUUAAGACGUAAACUUCCCACUAUACCUGAACAAAAUAGCAUUUAUAGCGGACACAUAAAAUAAAUGCGAUCCAUCAAGAUAUAGGCUUUAACUUGCUGGGGGGUUUAUAAUAAGAGUAUUUCGAUACAUACGUAAACUUGUUGAUGUCUAAUCUCUGUUGUUAUUUGAUGUAUCAGCACAUCGUAUUACAGCAUUUCCUGGCUUACAAUGUAGCUCAGUGAACGUAUAAUGACGCGUAAUGAGUUGCAUCCAUGAGUCCAUGGCACCUAUAACUUAUGUUACUUCGUCACACUGGAUAUUGCAUAACGUCGACAAGGUAACUUGGUGCCUUAAGAUGCGGUGUUAAAUCACUUCCGUGUGGUUUCCUCGUGAAAAGGAAUUGUUACUGCCUUAUUUUCCAAGACUAGCAACAGCAAUUCGCUGACCAUGUAUUCUGAUAUGUGCCAGCAUGAGUUUGGUGGGACCCUGCGUUUCCUCACCGCCUCCACCAUAUGUAAUCAUGGCAAUGUAGCG
Sphaeroforma arctica JP610 is the source of this 2163-nucleotide messenger RNA. RefSeq lists its product as hypothetical. Bases 191 to 1654 code for a protein of 487 amino acids. The transcript is spliced from 7 exons. The record is from RefSeq and is a predicted model, not a curated record. Lineage: Eukaryota; Ichthyosporea; Ichthyophonida.